Messenger RNA from Eufriesea mexicana, 1678 nucleotides. RefSeq names its product nuclear receptor-binding factor 2. Lineage: Eukaryota; Metazoa; Arthropoda; Insecta; Hymenoptera; Apidae. The transcript is spliced from 4 exons. The record is from RefSeq and is a predicted model, not a curated record. Gene Ontology annotation, biological process: autophagy. Bases 253 to 1104 code for a protein of 283 amino acids.
GAAAAUUAACGCUUCCCUUUUUGUUCCUUUUUAUCGAAUGAAAUAUUAUAGCGUAUGUACGUUUGAUUAAGUAGAAAUCAACUUCGACGUUUGGACACUUGAAAUGCACGAGAAAUAUAACUUCACCGACCGUGAACAGUGAUGGAGAAUUUUAAUGCUCCGUCGGUAUAUACGUCACUAACUGUCCUAACAGAAAAUAACCCACAUGUUGCCUCUCUGUUUUUGUUCUGUCAUUCGAUCAGCUAAUCAACCAUGGAGACUUCAAUCCUAAACGCGUGUUCGUUUACGCAAGCUAAUCGAUUCGAUUUUGCAAAAACAUGCGACUGUGCAAGCUACGUCGUAUUGACAUUGAGUUGUCGAACGUCAUAUGCACACGAAAGACAAAGAAGGGCAGAGGCAUUGUUGCAAGAAGGUCGUUUCGAAGAAGCAGCCAAGUGUCAUGAGACAGUGGCCAGUCUCCUGGCAGAGGCACACGCACAACUCGAAUCUAGUUUCGUUCAGUUGAAGACUUCCAAUUUAUCAAGUCAGACUCCACCAAUUGUGAUAUCCUCGUUUCAUUCGUUUGUCACUUUGGAAUCUCUUGCCCUCCAACGAGAUUACCACAAAAGACAAGCUGCUGUAGUUAGAAUGAAACAAGCACAGUACGAAGAAUACAAAGCUACAUUGGAAAAUCAGAGAAGAGAAAUACUUAGCAAACAAGCAUCUAAACAAGUUGGAAAGGAUACGUUUGAGUUUACCAUUGAUAAGUUUGAUGGAUCUUUACGACAAGCUAUAUAUAGAACAAUCGAAGAGCAGGACAGCCUUUUAACUUUGAUCUCAUUACCUAUCUAUGAAAACAAACCUUUUAAAUAUCCAAAAGACACUGGUACAGUUAUCGAGGAACUGAAAACUGUUAAUUGCCAAUUGCGGUGCCUAAUUGGAAGCUUGUUAAGCCAAUUGGAAGCAAAGGAAGAGGAAGUAAGACAGCUGACUGAACAACUUCACGCUGUAUCUGCUACCCUUAACGAUGAAACUAGACUAGAUAAUGCACAUACCUUAAGACUUGCACCUUUGCCACCUUUAACGCCUCUGGAAAUGCCUUUAUUCGAUUUUACAUCAACGUAAAAUAUUUUAAUGACAUACGCGACUUCUUUAUUAAGAUCUUGCAUCGAAUAAGAUACAAAUAUUGUAUACAAAAUUAAAUCUAAUCUGUAAUAGUACAAAACUAACGUGGAAAUUGCUGUAAAACUCAGCUUCAUGCUGUACGAUUUUAAAGUUGAAAUGUACCGAGAUUUACGUUUUGUAACACGAGGAAGGACGACGAAUCGUGGUGUUAUUUGGAGGGAUCAAGACACAUAUCAGCUAUAAGAAUUACGUAUGUAGCAAGACGUGAAUUUCGUUUCUAAGUGGAAUUCAUAAGAUCACGCGUCUACGUGUGCGAAUAAUAAAGCAAUUGAUUUACCGACUUAUGUACUGCCACUUGGAUGCUCGUAGGCAGAGAUAAAUAGUAUUAUAAUAAAUGUACUUCAUAGGAUUGUACAGAGUCGACGUAAAUGUGUAUCCAAACAUUGUUAACAGGCAAUUCCGUUGCAAAUGUGUGAUCGGUUCAUUUUAGAUGUUACUGCCGAGUACGUAGGGAACGUGUGAAGAACUUUGUUGUUUAUUGUGUAAUGUUGCGUAAUAAAAAUCUACUAAAUCA